Bursaphelenchus okinawaensis is the source of this 4451-nucleotide messenger RNA. Lineage: Eukaryota; Metazoa; Nematoda; Chromadorea; Rhabditida; Aphelenchoididae. The record is from the annotation of a GenBank genome assembly.
AUGAUAUGUUUGCACCAUUCGGAGUCUCUGUCGGCCCAAUUGGAAGGUAAAAAUCAAUACGAUGUUAAUUUACAUUUUUAGUAUUGAACAAACACAAAGAGACGGUCGAAGAUGUAUUGAAGACGGUCAGAAAAGACAGUGAGAACACGAUAAACGGUAUGUUAUGUUAAGUAUGAUUAUCAGAGUUUAGAAUGUAAAAAACGGGUAGCAACGGUCGAGAUGUACAACAAGAAAUGUAAUGACGGGACUGAGAUUAAACUGUUAAAGGUAUGUUACACAAAAGAUUUAGCCUUCAAUAAAGUAGAAGCAAGUAACGAUGACGUUUUAGGAAGAAAACGAACGAUUGAAAGCUGUGAUUGAGCAAUUGAAGCUGAAAGAAGACAAAGUAAGUAGAGUAUUGUAAUGUAAAGUUUGACACAACUAAAAUAAGUUUGAGAAUAAGUAUUCAAAGAUAAAUUUUAGAAUGUUGUAAAUAUUACCGCUAUUGAAGCUCCUAAUAUUGAUAAAGAUGAUCAAAAGGAUGACAAAAAAGAUCAAAAAGUAAGUCAGACACUUGGAAACAUGUUGUACUUUGUCUCUGGAGCGAUAUAAUUAGUAGAACUGGGGAACAUAAUGUUGUUCAUGCUAUGGGACAUAGAGUUUAGAAAGUUGUGUUGCUCUGAAGGUAGCAUAUUCGAAAAAGCCAGAGUCUUUUGAGGUUCGCACUGCCAGAAGGGAUUGGUUGGAGGGUCGAAUUCUGGAGGAAUUUGUGGUGUGAAAGUUGUCCGGGGAAUGUUUUGGUUAAAGCUGAACGGGAACGCCAUUUGAGGCUGGGUUGAAUCACACGAUUGCCACUGAAAGAUAGUUUAGCACUUCUUUGGUUUAACAUACUUGACGUUGUACUAGGUAGUUUAGAGAUGAUUCUGCAAGUUGUGCUUCAACUGCCACGUGCUUUUUCAUACGCUUUCUGGAAAAACUUAUUUUUAUCAUGUAAUUUAAUAUAACACGUUCUAAGAUGGUCAACGUAACAUGUUAUAAUUAAAAAAAAUAGUGGUAGAACUUUAUUAUUACUAUACACUAUAAAUGUAGGAUCAAAAAGUGUGGUAAAAUACGAGAACUUAACAGAUUGUCAACUAAAUGUGUACAUAUUUUAAUUCAAGGCUUACCUUCGUUUGUAGUUGCCGUUUUCGAACAUUUCAUUGAAGUUGGGUGCCAGUGUCCAGUAGUUACCUUUUCUGUCGUUCACUGGUCCCACCCCAUCUCUGGCCUUCUUUAUGAAACAGUCGUUGAGAGACAGGUUGUGCCGUAUACUGUUCUGCCAUCCUCGUUUCCUUUUUGAGUCAGAGUGACGGUAAAAGAGGAAACGCUUCUCAAUGUACUGAAAAGUUAGAAAACUCAGAUUAAAAUUACAAAAGUUACUACCAAAUGUACUAAACCAAAGCUUGAAAUUCAGUGUUGUGACAAUGUUAUUGAUAACAAAAUUUCGCGGAAUGUUUUUCUUACAUUGUAAAUUUGACUCAGCGUCAUUUGUCGAUUCGGUGCUGAACUGAUUGCCAUAACAAUCAGAGCCACGUACGAGUAGGGAGGCUUAUCUUGGCCCAGCUCCUCGCUGAAACCGAAAUUAAACAAAAUCGAGAAAAGGAAAAUAUUUUGAUUCGAUAUAAUAACAUACUCGAGUUGUUGUGUUACGUGAGCGGGCGGAUCCGUAGAGCAAGAAGUCAUGUUUGAAUGAAGUGUUUUACAAAACAUUAGGCCAGCCAGAUCAUAGGGCGGGUCAUCCUCAUCAUUUCAGUGAGAACGGAGCGCUCUCUUUUUGGCCAAUCGUUUCGGCCUCGGUUACGGUAGACGGUGGGCAAGUUUUGUACAAAGUUAGAUAGAUGAGUGUAAUAUCAGAUCUUUAGCUUUUUGGUUUUAGUCAGGGUUACUCAGGAUGUGAUUUAGAAUUUUUAAGAUGUUUGAGAUAAAUUGUGAAGUUUUAAGACGUCGAGACUUGCAGUUUAGGACUCUUAAUAAAUAGUGUUUAGGUUAGCUCGUGUUUCAAUAGUAGGCUUGAGGUAUUGUAAAGUAAUUUUAACUACAUAGUUUAUACUGUUUUUUUACUGUUUGACCAGUCUUAUUAUUAGGUUUUCAAUUAAUACUGUGUCUCGUUUCAAAGCAACUUUUUGGGGUUAGAAAGCACAGAAUUAUUUGAAAACCUAACCUUUUACAUCACAACAUAAAUAAUGAUGUUUUGAAAAUUAUUUUUGGUGAUUUUUGUAACUACUGAAACGUAAAGUAAUAGUUAUUGGCAGCGACCCAUUUCUCAAACUAUUUAUUUUUACUGCCAUUUUUAUAGGCUGUUUAUAAAAAAACGAAGUUUUAUAUUUAUCGUAUUUUAGCGAUUUUUACGUUUUGUUAAAGGAUUUGUGGAAUUUUUACUUCUUAUCCUAUGAUUUUUCUUUUUAUUUCUAUUGACAUGCAGUUGAACUCCUGUAUAAAGAAUAGUCCAGGGAAGUUUACAACGCACUUUGUAAUCAUAGCCAGGGAUUUAAAAGUUGUUCUUUAUAAAAGGUUUUCGUUAGAUUAAGUUGUUCAUAUAAUUCUGUGCUCAUUAAACCCAAAAAUUUGCUUGGAGAGGGACACACCAUUAUUUGAACAACCUAACACAAAAGUUUGUUAUACUCUUCUGAAAAUAAAAACUGAUCUUUUGAAUUUUAGCUACGAUUUUCGAAAUUUUUAAUUAAGAAACUGGCAGUAAAUUAGGAGUUAAUUAGUAGUCUGAUUUGGAUCCGAAUGUCUUUCUCCAAGACUGACUAUUCUAAUUUCGUGAGAAUAUUAUAAUUAACCUGGAACUGAGUCAGCGCGCUUUAAACAGUCAAUCGGCCCUAUUGUAUUCGCUAUCUGGCCAUCUUCCACAUGCUAAUUGUAAUGGCGGCACUCUUCAAAGCCACGUUGUAAUUCUGUUUUAAGGUUGAAGCCGAUAGCUACGCCAAAGGACCGGAUGUUCACUUUGCUCGACAGCGGCCGAUGAAUGAGAUAUUGGAGUUCAAAAGAGGUCAGGUCCAACAACAAAUACCGGUCGAUAACUGGAUGGAACACAAGGAGCUGGUCAAGAAGUUGGGUGAUAGGGAGAAGGAGAAGGCGGAAGGAAAUGGUAAGGCUUAAUUUACUGUAGUUGAGGUUAUAUUAGACCUGCGAAGAGGCCGGGCUGUGUCAAAUAUUUUUGGCCCAACCUUUGUGACUAAUGUUCCGGCCGGUCUUUUUCUAGGGGUGAGAAAAGGGCCGGGCCCACUUUUUAGGUCCGGCCCGUUUUCUUUUUUUUCUCAGGCCGGCCCGGCCCGGUCAGAACAUUUCUAGGCCCGGCCCGUUUUAAAAAAUUUUAAAACUUGAAAAAUAAACGGAAAUUUGGCUUUGCAUUGUUAUUUUAGAUCAUUUAUGUAGUAUCAUGGUACCCAAUAAAAUAAAAAAACAUCAACGGGGAUUGAAAUUAAAAAGAAUUUAAAAAAUUUAAAAAUUUUUUUGGGCCCGGGCCCAAUUUUCAAUUUUAGCUCAAGGCCGGCCCGGCCCGAUCGUAGGGCCGGGCCUAGACGGUCGGUUUCUCCCUCCUAUCCUUUUCCAAUUCGGUGUGGCCCUUAGUGGGCCUUUUUUUAGGUCUAGGUGGCAUAAACAUUAAAAAAAAUUAUAUUAAAAAACUGCAAGAACUUCUGAUUAUUAAAAAGAGGCUUUUUGUCAUAAGAGUUUUAAAAUUACUGUACCUAGUGCAAUGGAAUAUUAGGUUUUUUGCUAAAUGUUUAACGUUUUUUGACCCCAUUUCUGGAUAGUCAUAAAAAAGAACCUAUAAUAAUAUAAAAAAGGGACGAUCUAUCCAUAAUGACCCAACAAGCCUUUAAUCGGGUUUUCAAACGUUUCACACCUGCUCAUUACGUCAUCAAAAUAUUGGCAACAGUUGUGGCGCCAAUGUUUUAUAAAUCUAUUUAUAAUUUUAUAAUUCAAGAUUAUUAUCCAAUAAUAUCAUAGUUCAAGAACAUUAUAAUUCAUUUUAAAAAUUUUAUAAUUUCUGUCUAAAAAUGUAGGUUUUAUUGCUUAGAGGUGAGAAACAGGCCCGGCCCACUUUUGGGGCCUGGCCUGUUUUUAUUUUUUCUCAGACCGGCCCGGUUCGGUUAAAAAAAAGUUGGGGCCGGCCCGGCCCAGCCCGACUCUCACUCCUACUAAUUCUUUCUUCAAAAAAUUUUAAAAUUGGCCAAAAAAAAAGGGUUUGUGGCCAGUUUUUAGUAUUUGAUAAACAUCUCCGGUCACUCAUCCUUGCCCCGACUUGAAUUCCCUCGGGGCGUGGGGGAUUUAAUUAAACGUUUGUUUGGUCACUUCAAUUGUUUUUUAAUUUCAGUCCAAGACUUUCGGGAUUUGGCUAAGCCCGACGGGCAGGAGGAGGACUACAAAGAGAUGGUAAGGCAUUUUUUACGACAAACAAUCUUACCCUUUGCUUUUAGCACUAG